AUGGAAAAUAUGCUUAACGAUCCUCCAAAAGCGGUUAAAGAAUUAGCCAAAAUUUUUUUGAAUCAUGAAAAUAUUCUGAUCAUCGAAUUAAUCACUUUAAAUGCUCAACGUGAUGAUUUACUAAAUGAAUGGAACAUUUAUUGUAAACUUGAUGAAGAAUUGGAUGAAAACAUAAACUUGGAUAAAUAUUGGAAAGAAAAAUCUGAUGGUUUACCUUCUCUUUCAAAAAUCGCUUUAUUUUAUAUCUGGUUACCUGUAUCCGGUGUUGAUGUAGAAUGGAGUUUUA
Messenger RNA from Racocetra persica, 286 nucleotides. NCBI's taxonomy places the organism in Eukaryota, Fungi, Glomeromycota, Glomeromycetes, Diversisporales, Gigasporaceae. The record is from the annotation of a GenBank genome assembly.